UGUAAAAGAAAAUAUCAUAAGCUAAAGAGGUAUUCAGAGACAGCCUUUUAAAUAUAUUUAAACAUUUUCUUUCUUCUUUGUAUGUUUGAAGGCAAGGAAAGAAUCCAUUUGUAAGUUAAGGAAGUUCCUUCCUUGUAGUUUCUUAGAGUUCACUUUCCAAUGCUCUUCUUCUUUUAUAUAUAAAUAACUCAAUACUCAACUCUUUCUUCAACAAAACCACCAUCUUAAUUUUUUGUUGCCUUAUUCUCUCUCUUGUUUCUUUUCAAAAGCACUAUAAAAACAAACUCUUGUUCUUUGCUCUGUCUAAAGCUUUCUACUUCUGCUUCAACAUUUUGAUAUCCUACUUUACAUUUCACAAGUUUACUCUUUGAUUCUUUUUCAUCAAAAGAGAGAGAAAAAAAGAUGGGAGUUGGAGGAACUUUGGAGUAUUUGUCUGAUCUAAUGGGAAGUGGCCAUAAACACAAGAAGAAGAAGCAAUUGCAGACAGUUGACCUGAAGGUGAGAAUGGACUGUGAUGGGUGUGAGCUUAAAGUUAAAAAGGCACUCUCUUCAUUAAGUGGAGUUAAAUCUGUGGACAUAAACAGGAAGCAACAGAAAGUGAGUGUUAGUGGUUUUGUGGAAGCAAGCAAAGUGCUUAAGAAAGCCAAGUCAACAGGAAAAAAAGCAGAGAUAUGGCCUUAUGUACCUUACAACCUAGUGGCUCAGCCUUAUGCAGCUCAGUCUUACGACAAGAAAGCUCCUCCUGGUCAUGUAAGGAAAGUUGAGAACACUGCCACAACUGGCACUGUUACAAGAUAUGAUGACCCUUACAUCACCAUGUUCAGUGAUGACAACCCAAAUGCCUGUUCUAUCAUGUAGAUCCCAAAAUUCUAUGAAUAACUGUAAAAUUCCCAUUUAAUUAGCUCUCUCUCUUUACAAAAUUUCUUUCCAUGUAGCCAUGUAGGAAUUAAGAUUUGGUGAUGUUUGAUAUAUUUUUGUUAGUAUCUCUUCUCUACACUUGGCCAUUGUGUAGUAUGUGGUUUUAAAGUUUAGGUUAGUUUUUUUUUUUUUUCUCUUUCUCUGAGAGGGUCUUGGUCCUCUUGGAGGAGUGAAAAUGGUUUUGGUUUGUGGGUAUUGGGGUUGGUUGUAGAGUCAUGAAUUGUUGUGAUGAAUCAAUAGUAGUUUCAUCAUAUUUUCAUUUCUUUCUAUUAUUACAUAAUUUUGUACAUGUCUGGCAUUGCUUUAUCUAUUCAACACAGCUAUAUCUUCCUCUAAAAAGAAA
This is a messenger RNA of Cannabis sativa, 1261 nucleotides long. Its product is annotated as heavy metal-associated isoprenylated plant protein 23. Gene Ontology annotation, molecular function: metal ion binding. The transcript has 2 exons. Lineage: Eukaryota; Viridiplantae; Streptophyta; Magnoliopsida; Rosales; Cannabaceae. The record is from RefSeq and is a predicted model, not a curated record. Bases 403 to 858 code for a protein of 151 amino acids.